AUGAUUCGUAAUUCAUCCCGAGGCUCCAGCCUCCACCUGGCUGUACCCCUCAACCCCUCCGAUCGCCCGUCGCCUCGCGACAGCUCAAUGUCGCAUCCGCUGUCGCAUCCCUCAUCGCAGAGCCCACGGUCGUCGCAGAACCCAUGGUCGUCGCUGCACCAUCGUGCGCGAGCCGUCGUCACGAGCAGAACCGAUUGGUUGCUGGUCUUCGCCUUGCUCCUGGUCAACAUCGCUCUCUCCCGCUACUUGCCUCCCUAUCAGCGCUUCAUCCCCCCUGAAACCCUACACUCUCCACGUUAUCCCGUAGUUGACAAUCCAGGGGCAGCCUUUUUCACGACUGCCUCGCUUCUGGCUCCCCUCCUUGUGUUCGUGAAGGUGCUGCUCCCUCAGCCAAACCUGCUCGACCUGCACAUACUCGGGCUGGUCUAUUCCGUGCAAAUCACUUGGCUAGCUGCCACUCUCCUGCAAUGCGCCAUUGGCCGGCCUCGACCCAGCUUCCUCUCAGCCUGCUUGCAAGGCAGCGAACCUGUGGUUUCCCCUUCAGCAGGUGUCACAUGUGUGCCACCUCCUGCAUACCUUUACUAUUACCGCAAGAGCUUCCCCUCAGCACACGCAGCAGUCAGUUUCUCAGCUGCCGUUUUCCUCCUCCUCUUCCUCUCCCGAACCAUCCAACAAUCCUUUCCCCAGCGGCCCUCCCACUCCAACUCACCAAGCCUCCACUCCUCCUCUCACCCCUCUCAUCGCUCCAAUCACUCUCAGCACCGCACUCAGUCCCACCAGGAGUGCAAUCAACCCCUCCAAAAUCCCCAGCAACCACACCAGGCCCCCGACCAUACACAUGAGAAUGCAACAUCCUCUUCACAACCAUUUCUGAUCGCAACACCCUUACCAAUCGCCUAUGGGGUUUUGGCGAGCACCAAUCAGCCCCUUGCUGCCCGCCUACGGGACUCUCUCCACGCAAGCCACCUCUGGCGCGUGCCAGCUGUCGCGUGGCCAUUGGCCCUCGCGGCCGGUGCAGGGCUUGCUGACCUGGACACGUACAGCAACGCGCCGGGGGACAUUCUUGCUGGCGUUGCUCUAGGAACGCUCGUGGCAGUAAUUUUGUACUGGAGGGUCUUUCCCCCUCCUCGCUGUGGCCUUGAGUCAAGGGUAUUCCCAGGGCUGGGUUUUGAGCCACUCAGGGACGGCUCUCCCCCACCCGAACCUCCCUCUGCUGACACCCGUCUUGAAGUUCUCGUGCCUGCUGCCUUUGCCACUACAGCACUAGCUACAGCACCUGCUACUGCAGCAGCUGUAGCAGCAGCAGCCGGGGACACAGCAAGAGGCACAAGAGGCGCAUCAGCAGAUAAUUUAAGUGGGAAGGAAGGCUAG
This is a messenger RNA of Closterium sp. Yama58-4, 1371 nucleotides long. NCBI's taxonomy places the organism in Eukaryota, Viridiplantae, Streptophyta, Zygnematophyceae, Desmidiales, Closteriaceae. The record is from the annotation of a GenBank genome assembly.